UUUCAAAUUUCUAAAAGAAAAAAUUUUAAAAUUACAGAGAAUUCGUUUCUGCAAUGAGAGGAAUAUAAAGUAUAAGAGAAGGAAAGUAUCUCAUGAGGCACCAAUGCCCAGCCAAGGAGUGGUGGACAGAGAAGGGGAGGAAGCAGAACUGGAUGGGGUAGUUAGAGAGCAGUCACGUGUUCUCCUGGCUCCGCACCCUGAAACUCUUCUCUUCCCCCAGCUGAACCUGGUGAAAUCCUGGGGCUCCUCCCAAGUUUAUGCUCAGACACCCAGAGACAACAUCAUGAAGUGGUUGGUUCUCCAGCUGCUGACACUCUACUGCUUGGGGAUCCUGCCAGCGUCAGGAAACUGGAAGGAAAGAAUUGAUUCUUUAGUUGAAUUUCCAAUUUACAUUUUUCCAAAGCUGAAAUUGAAACCCUGCCCAAAGAUUCCCACAGACGAGCAUUGUGUCACCAAUUGUCAGUUACACUCGGAAUGUCAAAUUGGUCAUCGUUGCUGCAGGGCCUUCUGUGGAAAUGUCUGCAUGCUUCUCAAAGAAACUGGAAGCAGCAGUAGGAACAAUAAAAUCAGCAACAUGGUGUCCACUGUUGAGCCCUUGAACCGCCAGUGAGAGUUGGAGAAUACCUGGGAGGCCUUGGAAGAAUGCUACAUGACCUUCAGUAGAAUCGUCUUCUUGCCCCAGCUGUGGAUAGGGGAGUGGACCCAGCCAAUGUCUCUCCUACCUGCCAACUCUCUUCCCUGAACUAUUAUAUUUUCAGGCUCAAUUCCUUGACAAAUAAGCUGUGACAGUAACCUAGAACCUCUGUUUCUUCUUCUAUAGUCCCAGUUCCAUUCGCUGUCCCUAAUCUUUUACCUAACCCCCCAAUGCCUGCCUCCAGUUUGGAUCUCCUUGCCUUCUCACCCUUUAGAGGCUUGAUCUCCUUAGCAGAACUCCUGAACUCUACUCUUUGUUCAUGGACUAAUAUA
This is a messenger RNA of Equus quagga, 966 nucleotides long. Its product is annotated as WAP four-disulfide core domain protein 13-like. Lineage: Eukaryota; Metazoa; Chordata; Mammalia; Perissodactyla; Equidae. Gene Ontology annotation, biological process: innate immune response; antibacterial humoral response. The record is from RefSeq and is a predicted model, not a curated record. The transcript has 3 exons. Gene Ontology annotation, cellular component: extracellular region. Gene Ontology annotation, molecular function: peptidase inhibitor activity. Bases 104 to 610 code for a protein of 168 amino acids.